This is a messenger RNA of Esox lucius (northern pike), 3929 nucleotides long. RefSeq names its product phosphoribosylglycinamide formyltransferase (gene gart). Gene Ontology annotation, molecular function: metal ion binding; phosphoribosylglycinamide formyltransferase activity; phosphoribosylamine-glycine ligase activity. Gene Ontology annotation, cellular component: cytosol. The coding region runs from base 311 to 3367 and encodes 1018 amino acids. The record is from RefSeq and is a predicted model, not a curated record. Gene Ontology annotation, biological process: 'de novo' IMP biosynthetic process; adenine biosynthetic process. Lineage: Eukaryota; Metazoa; Chordata; Actinopteri; Esociformes; Esocidae. The transcript has 21 exons.
AACCUCUUCCACAAAACAAACUGCACUUGAAACUUCACAUUGAAAAUGUGUUUAAGGCACAACAUCUGUUCACAUUCCUUUAAUAUAACUUAUAUAUGUCUAUAAUUUAACUCGAGUUCAUAGCCAAACAAACGGUGUAUAUGGUUCGGUCCACGUGGUUGGUUUGAGGAAUCGAUCCAGUCUCUGUCUUGCAGCGUGCAAACUCAGGCAGUCUUCUCUAGCUGUGGACCAGGAAAGCACACCUGGACGUGGGCUCCGACAGUGACACGGCUAACUAAGCCACUAUCUAAAAACGAUUCAAAUUGUUGCCAUGGCCGAACGUGUUCUGGUGAUUGGCAAUGGUGGGCGUGAACAUGCCCUAGCUUGGAAACUGGCACAAUCGCCACACAUCCAGAAGGUCUUAGUGGCACCGGGGAAUGCAGGCACCGACAACUGUGGAAAGAUCUACAACUCUGAGGUGUCUGUGAGUAACCACUCUAUUCUGGCUCAGUUCUGUAAGGAACAUAGUGUGGGACUGGUGGUUGUUGGACCCGAGCUUCCUCUGGCAGCAGGUAUGGUUGAUGACCUGCAGGCGGCAGAUGUUCCAUGUUUUGGCCCGUCAGCAAAGGCUGCCCAGCUGGAGGCCAGUAAGAGUUUCUCCAAGGCUUUCAUGGAUCGCCACGGCAUCCCAACUGCCCGCUGGGGCUCUUUCACUGACCCAGAGGAGGCCUGCAACUACAUCCGCACGGCCACCUUUCCUGCUCUUGUGGUGAAGGCCAGUGGCUUGGCAGCAGGAAAGGGUGUCAUUGUGGCCAAGGACCAAAACGAGGCGUGCCAGGCUGUUGUCAACAUCAUGAAGGACAAAACGUUUGGCUCUGCUGGGGAGACAGUGGUGGUGGAGGAACUCCUGGAGGGAGAGGAGGUGUCUUGUUUGUGUUUCAGUGAUGGCUCCAGUGUGUCCCCCAUGCCCCCGGUUCAAGACCACAAACGCCUGCAGGAUGGGGACCUUGGACCCAACACAGGUGGCAUGGGGGCUUACUGCCCCACCCCUCAGGUGUCUCAUGAGCUGCUUCAGCAGAUCAGAGAAACUGUUCUCCAGAAGACUGUGGAUGGCAUGAGAGAAGAGGGUGCCCCCUAUGUGGGUGUGCUUUAUGCUGGUCUGAUGUUGACCAAGCAGGGGCCCAAAGUCCUGGAGUUCAAUUGUCGCUUUGGUGACCCUGAGUGUCAGGUGCUCAUGCCCUUGCUGAAGAGUGACCUAUAUGAGGUGCUGCAGAACACCCUGCAGCGAAAUUUGGCUUCCUGUGCCCCCUCAUGGUGCCAGGAAAGCUCUGCAGUUACUGUGGUUAUGGCCAGCCCUGGAUACCCUGGUUCCUAUAAGAAAGGUGUUGAGAUCAUGGGUCUGUCUCAAGUCGAAGAGAGGGGGGUGCAGGUGUUCCAUGCCGGCACGGUGCUGAAAGAAGGGGCUGUGUUGUCUAGUGGAGGGCGUGUCCUCACUAUCACUGCGGUGAGGCCGUCGUUAGAGACUGCCCUCCAUGCAGCCAAUCAUGGUGUGGCGGCUGUGGGAUUCCCAGGUGCCGUGUACCGACGUGAUAUUGGCCACCGAGCCAUCGCCCAUCUCACCCAGCACAGAGGUCUGACUUAUAAGGACAGCGGAGUGGACAUCACUGCGGGCAACCGAUUGGUGGAAAUGAUCAAGCCGUUGGCCAAGGCCACGUCUCGCUCUGGGUGUAACUCUGAGCUGGGGGGAUUCGCUGGGCUUUUUGACCUGAAGAGUGCAGGCUUUAUCGACCCCAUCCUUGUUUCUGGGACAGAUGGAGUGGGGACCAAGCUCAAGAUUGCCCAGGCAUGCCAGCAGCACAACACUCUGGGACAGGACCUGGUGGCCAUGUGUGUCAAUGACGUGCUGGCCCAUGGGGCAGAGCCUCUCUUUUUCCUUGACUACUUCUCCUGUGGAAGGUUGGAUGUGGGUGUGGCCUCUGCUGUGAUCGGUGGUGUGGCCGAGGCCUGUCGGUUGGCGGGCUGCGCUCUCCUAGGUGGUGAAACGGCGGAGAUGCCAGGCGUGUAUGGUCCCGGCGAGUACGAUCUGGCUGGUUUCUGCGUGGGGGCGGUGGAGAGAGGCGCUCUUCUCCCGAGGCUGGAGGACAUCUGCGAGGGGGACCUGCUCAUAGGGGUGGCAUCCUCUGGGGUACACAGCAACGGAUUCAGCUUGGUCCGGAAGGUCUUAGAGAGGGCUGGGGUCACCUACAGCUCCCCUGCUCUGUUUGGGAAAACAGGACAGACUGUUGGCGAGGUUCUACUGACACCCACUAAGAUCUACAGCCGCCUGCUUCUGCCAAUCCUACGCAGCGGAGCCAUCAAGGCCUAUGCCCACAUCACUGGGGGUGGCCUACUGGAGAACAUUCCAAGAGUGCUGCCACAGGAACUCGCCGUUGACAUGGAUGCAUCCCGAUGGACCAUACCCCCUGUGUUCUCAUGGCUGCAGAAGGAGGGAGGCCUGUGCGAGGAGGAGAUGGGGCGCACCUUCAACUGCGGCCUGGGGGCCGUACUGGUAGUUGCCUUUCCGGAUGCCCAGAGGGUCCUGAGGCAGAUCCAAGCCCAUGAGGAGGCCUGGGUAGUGGGCUCACUGGCCUACAAGCAGCCAGGGGCCGAGCCAGUGGUGAUCAGGAACUUGCAGCACAGCCUAUGUGUAGGUACCUCUUCCUCUUUAGUAGACUUUGGGCCCCUGCAGAAUGGAGCAUCUUACACCAGCAGCAACAUCCCCCGCAAAAGGACCAAGGUUGGGGUCCUCAUUUCAGGCACAGGUACCAACCUGCAGGCUCUGAUGGAGCAGGCCAAGAAAGCAUCCAGCUCGGCUGAGAUCGUAGUGGUCAUUUCCAACCGGCCGGGUGUGUUUGGCCUUAAGAGGGCCUCUCUGGCUGGCAUCCAGACACGCGUGGUGGACCACAAGCUGUACGGCAGCAGGGCAGAGUUUGACGGAACCAUUGACCGCGUGCUAGACGAGUUUGGUGUGGAAGUGGUCUGUCUCGCUGGCUUCAUGCGGAUCCUCACGGGUCCCUUUGUCAGGAAGUGGAACGGAAAACUGCUCAACAUUCAUCCAUCCCUACUGCCCUCCUUCAAGGGGGUGAAUGCUCAGAAGCAGGCUCUACUGGCAGGGGCACGUGUUACUGGCUGCACCGUUCACUUUGUGGCUGAAGAGGUUGAUGCUGGAGCCAUCAUUGUGCAGGAGGCGGUUCCAGUCCUGAUGAAUGACACUGAAGAGAGCCUAUCGGAUCGUAUCCGGGAGGCGGAGCACCGGGCCUUUCCAGCCGCCCUGGAACUGGUGGCCGGGGGGGUCGUGAAAUUGGGGGACGACGGGCAGAUUAUCUGGAACACCAACCCACAGGGCUAAACACUAUCCAGCACAGUACCAAUACCUUGGCAUCCAAUUCCCAAUAUACCUUACACCCCAUACUCAAAACACCCUAGCCCCGACCUCAAACAUGGUUUAACAGAUCUACAGAAUAAAUGGACUGCUGCGCACUAACAAAUAGCCUUUUGCUGAAAACAGGAGAUAUUUCGCUAAAACCACUAGGCUUACUAUGGCAUUCUUUGUACACAAUUUACUCUCAUUUGUACCCAGAUACAUUCACCCUUGUGUCACUGUAGAAAUUACAGAAAACAAACAUUCCUGUUGUCCAUGUGGUAGGAGUAUAUUAUAAUGAGAAAAUGUUAGUAGUGUUUUAUUUUGUUAGACGUUUGCAUGAAAGGUCAGUUUGCAAUGCUAAAUGGGCAAGUCUUUGUUGUAGUACAAUUAUCCUGAAAUUGUUCACUUUAACUUUAUUGAUGACACAAACUGUGAAAUUACUUCCUUCUGUUACUAUAAACCUCCACUGUGGAUCAAGUAUUUCUUUGUUUUUUAUCAGCAAACCAGUGUGGGCUUAAUCAGUACAAAAUUAAAGUAAUUCUGAUCA